AUGCAAGUUACUGGUCAAGCCAUUUCGAAAUUAGAACAACAAAUAGGCCAGUUAGCGACUGUUGUUGGUGAGAGAGAGAAAGGGAAGUUUCCUAGUCAGCCGUUGCCUAACCCAAAAGGACAAUUUCAGAUUAGUGAACCUUCAAGUUCUUUGAAUUCCCAUGAGCAAGUCCAAUCCAUCGCCACUCUUAGGUCAGGUAAACAAGUUGAUAACAAAGUUCAGAUGCCAGACCUAGAUGAUGAAGCUCCCAUAAAUAAAUCCAAAGAUGGAGAGGUACCAACCUCUCCUGACAACCACUCUUCGAGUGCCCCAAAAAUCCGAACUCAUCCUGUAGCUGAUCAGCCUGUUAGGAAUUAUGUCCCAAAAGCUCUAUUUCCUCAGAGAUUAGUGAAUUCCAAGACAGGUGCACAGUUUGGUGAGAUCUUAGAGGUGUUUAAGCGAGUCAAUAUAAACAUUCCAUUCUUAGAUGCCAUUCAGCAGGUACCCUUGUAUGCCAAGUUUCUGAAGGACCUUUGCACCCUUAAGCGAAAGACGAAUGUUCCAAAGAAAGCUUUUCUAACAGAACAAGUGAGCUCAAUCAUUCAGCGAAAAUCUCCUGUUAAGUAUAAAGACCCUGGUAACCCUACCAUCUCUUGUACUAUAGGAGAGAAUCAUUUCAAGAGAGCUUUGCUAGAUUUAGGGGCUAGUGUGAAUUUGUUGCCAUAUUCUGUAUAUGCGCAAAUGGGUUUGGGGGGAAUGAAACCGACUCGUGUGGUAUUGCAAUUGGCAGACCGAUUGGUGAAAUAUCCUAGAGGUAUUGUUGAAGAUGUCUUGGUUCAGGUUGACAAGUUUUACUUUCCUGUCGAUUUCAUAAUCUUAGAUACCCAGCCUGCCUCUAACCUAAGUGAUGAAAUUCCAGUCAUUCUAGGUCGUCCUUUUCUAGCUACUUGUUAUGCCAAUAUUAGUUGUCGGAGUGGUAUGAUGACAAUUUCCUUUGGUAACAUGACUUUAGAUCUCAACAUUUUCAGUAUAAGCAAGCAGCCUUUAGAGAAUGACGAAGUUGGUGAGGUCAAUUUGAUUGACAACUUAGUGACAGACACUUUCCACCAGUCUAGCAUUAAGGACCCCUUAGAGGCAUGUCUAGUUCAUUUUGGUGCUGAUUUUGAUUUUGACAAAUCUAUUGAAGAGGUCAAUGCUUUGUUAGAUUUUGUCCCUCUUAUAGAUUCUGCCAAUUGGAAAUCAAAGGUAGAACCACUUCCUUUGUCUUCAUCCCCACCAAUCCCUUCCAUUGUCAAGCCUCCAAAGUUAGACUUAAAACAAUUACCUGAUACUCUCAAGUUUGCGUUUUUAGGUCCAUUUGAGUCAUUGCUUGUUAUCAUUGCUUCUGAUUUGAGUAGUACUCAAGAAGAAAAAUUGUUGCAAAUUCUUAGGGAGCAUAAGGAAGCCAUAGGAUGGUCGAUAGCAGAUAUCAAAGGUAUUUCCCCGUCUGUAGUCAUGCAUAAGAUUCACCUUGAAGAUAAUGCUAAGACUUCACGUGAAGCUCAAAGACGUCUGAAUCCUGCCAUGAAGGAAGUAGUUAGAGCGGAAAUGUUGAAACUUUUGGAUGUUGGUGUCAUUUACCCAAUAUCUGAUAGUCAAUGGGUGAGUCCUGUUCAAGUUGUCCCAAAGAAGUCUGGCAUCACUGUUGUUUAG
Molecule: messenger RNA, 1671 nt
Organism: Fragaria vesca subsp. vesca
Lineage: Eukaryota; Viridiplantae; Streptophyta; Magnoliopsida; Rosales; Rosaceae
Exons: 1
Coding region: 1-1671 (556 amino acids)
Source: RefSeq, a predicted model, not a curated record